UUCGAGGGGUGGGCGGGACUUUCGGGUUGCAGCUACGCCUACGAGCAGCACUCGCAGUUGGACCCCGCGGAACUGUUGCUGUCGCAGUACGAGUACAGCGAUGAGGAGUACGAGCAGAGCCCCAUGCGGCCUCUGUCCCCCGCCGCGCACUCACCGGCGCAUCUCCGCCGGUCUCGGAGUGCCACGCCGUUGGUCGGAGCAGGAGGAGCAAACGGCUUUGGUGGCUUCAAUUCAGCAUUCAGUCGAAGGUCCCCAUCACAGUCGGCGCGCAGCAGCACGGGCACAGGAGGUAUCAUGCGUGGAGGUGGAACAACAGGUGCUGCAGCCGGUUAUUCUUCUUUCCAUGAUGCACCAGCCGGGCCAACGUGGUCUCUGCCUGCCCACGCAGCCUCGUCGCCCGCGAUUUUGGUCCACAACGAGUUGCAGCACGGCAGAGUAUCAUCUUCAACUAGUACUACCGGAGGCCAAAAUCACAAUACUGCGUCUGAAAAUCAUCAUCCACAGCUUCCCGCCACACCCCGUGCUUUUCCGGUGGUUCGUGACGCUGUGUCUGCGCAGGAGAAGACAUUCUUCGCGAAAAGAACCCGGAGCAGUCUGGAGCGAGCGGAGUUUCUGGCGCGGGAGGGUGCGAACCGAAAAAAGGAAGCUGCCGGCGACGAGCAGGGUAGUAGGUUUCCUUCGCCAUUUCACUUCUCUGCGGACGACGGCGAUGAAGAAGUACCAGAUCAGCAUCAGGACUAUCGCUUUGAUAGCGAAAAUAAGGACCCCUCGCAGGAGCCUCCAUCCUGUUCCCUCCUACAGAUGAAGCCGAAGUGCACACUUUUCGCAAACCAGCGCUUCAUCCACCCAGCGAAGGCGAGGACCAAGAAGCGGCAGGCAAAGACCACCCGCUGCAUUGACGACGUGUUGCCGGUGGCGAAAGCCCUGUUCGAACGCAUCCGGGCGGAGCGGGUUAUGUAUUGCAAAUAUGUCUGGGUCUGGAAGGAUGCGAACUUGUGAUGCGCAUUUCACAACACAGACAAAUCUCUCAUGCCUAGGCAGCAAAAGGCGCCCACUUCUUGUCACCAAAAUGGGGGAUUUGUCAUUCGGAUUAGGCAUUGCGAAACCUUCUCGAAACCUGUGAUGCUAGGGCUUCCGUGCCAGACCUUCUGUGUCAUGCAAAAACAGCAUGACAUCUUCCAGACCCAGACAUUUUUGCAUUUGAUACGGGUGCGGCAGAUGCAUUUUUUGCGGAAAGACCAGUACAUUGUGCUCCACUUCAAAAUCGACCGGGAGACCAGGUCCCCCUUCUUCAUCUUUGCUUCCGUAUUGCCCGAGUCCGAAGUGAUCGCGCACAGCUGUCCUUUGCCCACGCUGCUGGAGAAUCCGGUUGUGUACCACCAGAGCGUCACCGGAAGGAAAGAUGGAGGUGGUCGUGGGGACGAUGGUGGUAGUGCGAUUGGAGGGAGCACGGGUACUAGUUAUUUCGAAGAUGAUUGCGGCACAGGAACAAAGAAAACGCGGCUGAUAAACAAAGCAGGAGGUGUUUCGAGCCCCCCUGACACUGACAGGAUGAUUGGCGGCCAAAAAAAAGCAGGACUGAACAGUGCCAACAGCAAACGAAACAAAGAGCCGGAACAACCAGGAAAGAACAAGCCAAAGUCGGGGCUGCACGUGGCUGACCAAGCGCAAACCGCCGGCGGUGCACGGAGCUCUGGGCCUGUAGUUUCGGGUUCCACAUCAACCCCCCGAGGAGCUGCAGAUGAAACAACAGAAUGUAGUAGUUCAGCAGCGCGCAGCCGAAUGAUAAGCGCAGACAGCAUCUCGCUCGCCGCCCAGAUUGAGCAGCUUAAGCAAAGGAAACAGGAGUUUAUGACCAAUCCGGUCGACGCAUUUCUCCAAAACAACAAUCCUGAGCUCGCUCUUAAUGCCGAUAGAAGCGGUAAUUCAGCAGGCCGCGCAGGUUUGUGUUCGGCAAAGUUUCCGUCUUCGUCUUCUAGCAGCGCACAACGACCUCGACCCGCGUCGUCGGGUAAUAGACAAAAAGGAACGAAGACAACUACAGCAACAGUUGCAGGUGAAAACCAGCAUAACCCACACGUGAAGACCGAAGCCGCUGGCAGUACUGUUGAUCAAGGUGCUAUUAACGGAGGUGGUCACCACAACUAUCACCACCCCGAGCCGAGGGAGAACAAAAUGGCGAAUUUUCUACUUGGCGGCGUGGUCCAUUUGUCUUCCGGACGGCGGCUGCACCUCCGUCGCGAGGACCCAAUCGGCGCGAGCGCGGACGCGAAAGUGCGAAAACACGAGAAGCGGCACUACAUGACCCCGAAGAACAAAAAAGGCGGUCAAAGUGAAAAUGAUGUGUUGUCCACAACUACUGGCGUGACUACUACAAAAGGAGACGGGAUGAAUCCCCGACUACCACCUAGUAUCGGUGGGUUCGGGAAGAUCAUCGUGCACACGGCAUCGGGGAGAGACUCCGAGCUGUUUUCGUCCGACGAGAGAACCAGUACCAGAAUCAGUAGUGGUGGAGGUGGAGGUGGUGGUAAUCAGAAAGGCAUCAAGAAAAAUCCUCCUUCCUCCGCAUCCGGAGCUGUAACUACAGCAUCUGCCACUUCGCAGUACAAAGUCAACUCGGCCAGCGCCCGGGGUCCUCGGGCAACUAGUACAUUGCAACUGACGACCUCUGUCGUUCCACCAGGUCGUGGAGCAGCUCCUGCAGUAGCUGCGAGCACGCGGCCGUCAGCGAAAAAGCCGCCAAGGAUUCCGUCGCCCGUGUUUCAGUCGCUAUCCCGGAAAAAACACCCAUCCACAUCCAAUUUGUCAUGCAAAACAUACAUAAGAUCCUGUGUUUGUCAUGCAAAAAAUGGAUGUGGAUGGGUUUUUUUCUGUGGAUAGUCGCAGACCGUACCGCAUUCCUCCGCGGAGGCGGGGCGAUUCGAGUAUCCGCCGCCCUACUUGCUCGGCAUGGAGACUAUCAAGCAUCCGCUGGUACACUUCAAAUGAGCGUGAGGAUAUACGAUAAUAAAUAGUAAUACUGACAACAGCACCAGAAAACGAAACUAGUAGGAGGUACGAGCUGUGCUAAGUCGUCGCUCGUCUACGUCGAUCAGGAAACAACUCAUCCCAAUAGUCAGUAACGAGUCAUAGUUUGAAAGUGAAAGAUCGCACCAUCUAGUAGGUGCUACAUGUACAUGCAGUCACUUCUUCGUUUAGAUUUGAAUUUCGUUUUUACUUUUUUGGCAUGGCGAUGUCAUGUCGAUGAUUAUCUGCUCAUGUAAUCGGUCUAGAAGUUAAACAAGUAGAGGUCAAGAUAACAAAUGUAGGAUUAAUAGAGCGAGCCAUCAGCUCUAACUUUGCGACAAGAGUGACAGAAAUGUACCACUUGGACUUCCAUCAUGCGAGGACUGGUGUCGUAGUGAAACCGUGAGCUGAAGAAAAUGAAAAAUCAGAGAGGAGUAAAUGCGUUUCUGUACACAGUAAAAAAAAGGAACUAAACAUCAAGAUCAACAC
This is a messenger RNA of Amoebophrya sp. A120, 3495 nucleotides long. NCBI's taxonomy places the organism in Eukaryota, Dinophyceae, Syndiniales, Amoebophryaceae. The record is from the annotation of a GenBank genome assembly.